Topomyia yanbarensis is the source of this 3533-nucleotide messenger RNA. It is a transcript of the gene hpo, whose product is annotated as serine/threonine-protein kinase 3. Lineage: Eukaryota; Metazoa; Arthropoda; Insecta; Diptera; Culicidae. The transcript has 6 exons. Gene Ontology annotation, molecular function: ATP binding; protein serine/threonine kinase activity. Gene Ontology annotation, biological process: protein tetramerization; protein phosphorylation; regulation of MAPK cascade. The coding region runs from base 548 to 2374 and encodes 608 amino acids. The record is from RefSeq and is a predicted model, not a curated record. Gene Ontology annotation, cellular component: cytoplasm.
UUCCGUUCCAUUCAUUCUUCUGAGCGGUUUGUUAUAGUAGUUAAGUUUACGGUUCCCGUCGGUCAGACAAAAUAGCAAAAAUAAUAUAAACAUGUAUUAGCAAAAGCCGACGGUCGGAUCCUUUUCUCGUGAGUUCUGAUGUGUGAUAGUAGUGAUGUGUAGUGCAUAAAGAUAUCGAAUUAAAGGCCGAAACGUCAGAUGCCCAAGAAUGAAUAAAAUGAACGAAGGCUGACUGAUUGACUGGGUGCGCAUCGUAAGACAGUUGUACAGCCUUGGAAUUAGGUAUUCAUCGGUAAACAGCCACCCGGACUUUAAAUGGAUUUCUGUUCUGCAUUUCAUCCAUUAGUUUCUGGCUGAGGAUAUGUGUUUAAACUAAGUGAUUAUUAUGUUGAUUUGACGGCGAAAGUUUGAUGUGAUUGUGGUUGUCGUGUAUCAUAUCGUACCAGCACUGCAAAUAUAAACAUACAGUACACGGUGGUGAUAGAGGGCCAAAACGGAACGGGAGUUUAUCAGUAGCAGCCCGAUAAACAAAAACAACCAGCGAGAAAUGUCUUCCAAAAACGAACUCAAAAAACUCUCGGAGGAGAGCCUAACCCGCCAGCCGGAGGAGGUGUUCGACAUCCUGUGCAAGCUGGGCGAGGGAAGCUACGGAUCGGUGUACAAAGCGCUGCACAAGGAAAGCGAGCAGGUUCUCGCGAUCAAACAGGUCCCGGUGGACACGGACCUGCAGGAGAUUAUCAAGGAAAUUUCGAUUAUGCAGCAGUGCGAUUCACCGUUCGUUGUUAAGUAUUAUGGCAGUUACUUUAAGAACACCGAUCUCUGGAUUGUGAUGGAAUACUGCGGAGCUGGGAGUGUGUCGGAUAUUAUGCGACUGCGAAAAAAGACACUAUCGGAGGAUGAAAUUGCGACGAUCCUGAUCGAUACCCUAAAGGGCCUAGAGUAUCUGCAUCUGAGAAGAAAGAUUCAUCGAGAUAUUAAAGCCGGCAACAUCCUACUGAACUCGGAAGGUCACGCCAAGCUGGCCGAUUUUGGUGUGGCCGGACAGCUAACGGAUACGAUGGCCAAGCGAAAUACUGUGAUUGGGACUCCAUUUUGGAUGGCUCCCGAAGUUAUAGAGGAAAUAGGCUACGACUGUGUGGCGGACAUUUGGUCGUUGGGAAUUACGGCACUGGAGAUGGCCGAGGGGAAACCGCCCUACGGCGACAUUCAUCCGAUGAGGGCAAUUUUUAUGAUACCAACAAAACCGCCACCAUCGUUUCGCGAUCCGGACAUCUGGAGUUCGGAGUUUAUUGACUUUGUCAGUUUGUGCCUGGUGAAAAAUCCCGAGGAACGGGCGACGGCUACAGAUCUGUUGACGCAUGAGUUUAUAGGCAACGCCAAACCUUGUAGCAUUCUGAGUCAAAUGAUAGCGGAAGCCAAGGAAAUCAGAGAAAAUCAAAGCUAUAGACAUGCGGCUGCAAUCAGUCAGGCGAAUAAACAACUGCAAAACAACAAUAACAACUGCCAUGAGGGUGAUUCGGAAGAAGACGAAGUUAAUUCGAGGACAAUGAAAGAGUUCCCGGAAGACUGUGGAACCUUGGUUCCAGGGCGGGACGAUGGGGAUGGCACAAUGAUAGCUCACACAGAUUGUGGAACUUUAGUUCCGGACAGUGAAACGAUGGUAGAAUUGCAAUCGAAUCUCGGCACAAUGGUGAUCAACUCCGAUUCAGAAGAAUCUACAAUGAAAAGACACGACACCAACCCGGACAAGCCUAAAUACCGACCACUGUUUCUGGACCACUUCGAUAAGAAGGAAGCCGAAGCGGUAAACUUUGUCACCAAAUCUAGUAAUCAGCAUAGCUACGAAGAGGACAGUCCCUCCUCCCCGGAGGAGGCAAUCCAGGAUGCUUCCCCACAGCGGCCUCAACCUCAGGUACAGACAACUCCUACCAAGCAGCCAAAUCCUUCAGCUCCUCCCCUGACACAAAAUCUCGAGGAACAGCACCUGAACGAUGAACGACAGCGGUUUCAGUCGCACCUACAGCUGCAACUUAACCAAAUCUCCGCUGUCAGUCCCAACAUGCACCAGGUACAGUACCAGCAGUCGCCAAUCGCGGUAACGCCCGAAGGGUUGGGCGGUGGUGUAGGUGGAAAUGGAGGAAUGGAAGCCCACAAUAGGAUCUAUAACAAUAGAAUCAAUCUGAUUGAUAGUGAAUAUGAUUCGCUUAAAUUUCUGAACUACGAACAGCUGGAGCAGCGACUGGCCAGCAUCGACAAAGAGAUGGAGAAAGAGCUGGCGGAAACGAACAAACGCUACCAUGCCAAGCGGAAGCCCAUCAUCGAUGCGAUAGAGGCGAAACAGCAGAAGCGACAGCAAAAGUUGGAGGAAUUCUGAGUGCUGGAAGUUGUACACUACAGCAAAUGGGUCGAUUUUAUUUGUUAGGAUUGAAAAAAGUUUAAUGUUUUAGUUCCAAUUUUUGCAGCCUGUAGCUUUCACUGCAACAUACAUUGUGCGAGGCAAAACCUAUUUAUGCAUUACAUACGACGACUUUAUCAUCCUCGAUCACCGCCUUCAUUCCCACCUCCCUGGCUGCCUAAGCGUUAUUUUAGUGAAAUAGAGUAAAUCCAUGCUAACAGUAGUAGUCUCUUUAAAUUUGUUUACUCUAAUAAUGAGCAAUUGGUACUUUGCUCGUCGUCGGUUUCAUAUUUCAUGGGACUGAAUAAUACUAAUUUUAUGCAAAUUAUUGACCAGUUUUUUGUGGAUAGUUUUCUUAAUGAACAAGUAAUCUAGGUUUUUAUUUCGGUCGCCUUUUCAGUAUGGACAGAGAUGUGAACAAUUUUUUUAGCGAAGUCAAUUUUAUUAUUUUCAUUGAUCAUGUUCCGUCCCACCACGAUCAGUUUGUUCCAAUGUGAUCUGGUAAGACAUGAUUCUUUAUCUUAAAUCAAAAGAUUAGAUGCCAAAUUCUCCUAUGUCAAGUAAAAAGUUAUCAUUCAUCGUAUAAGAAGGGCUAAAUGAGAACAAAAAGAAUUUAUUGCGGAUUAUAUCAAAUUUGGUGCUCACAGCUGAAACUAAAUUUUCUGUUCUGAAUAAAGUAUAGCCUAAAACAUUAUUAAUUUAACGUUGAUAACCUGAACCUUAUUGAACAUUUCACGAAAAGCAACAAAUAACAAUACACACCGUGUCGAUAACAAAACCAGUAAAAAAGGACCUCAUGAAAAUCCAGGACAAGUGCAGAGUAACCAAACCAAUUUGUAUAUUUACGAAUAUGUACGAAGCAAGUAUAACUAACAGCAUAAACCACAGUGAGAGAGGGAGCCAAUACUGUUCACACCAUGCCUAUUUAGCUGAAUUGCAUUUUACAAUAGUCAUAGUCAGCAAAACAACUGAAACUGGUACCCUUUUCUUGCAAAACUGGACCUAGAUCGAACUAGAGGAAACCCUACAAAACAAGGUGAAAUACUCCAGUAGCAAAGCAACUAGAAUCCAGAGAUAAAUUUUAAUAAAUCCAUACAAAUAUAAAGUUGCCAUGUGUCAAAUAUAGACAUUUAUUCUA